GGCUUUUCAGCAUCGUGGGUGUCCGUUUUUUGGCUUGUUUGGGUUCUUGCAGAAAUAGUCCAAAAAUGUACCUCCAAAGCGCUCUCCCCCAUGGCCCUCGAGGCGUAAGACGUAACAAAAAAGAGGGCCCCCCCCCUAGCAGAGCUAUGAACUGAUUACGAUGUGAUGAUUGACUGACGAUGAUUCCAGCUGGACCCGCCCCUAACACGCCCUGCACCGCAAGCGGUGUGGGCGGAUCUACCGACAGAGGUGGCCGCAUUCUUUUCCCAAGACAUCGUGGCCCCGCUGAACGAGGUAUGGGUAAGCUAUAGAACGAGGUAGUACGCUGCUGCAUGCAUCCAAACAAUAUCAAAAGGUAGAAAUGCUUGGACAGCAAGAUCCAGACAAGCAGCAAUAUCAAUUUCGUUUUAACAAGAUAAUUAGUAGGGAAAUGCGACCACUACCUUCAGUCAUAUUAAACAAAAGUCGUCGCUCGCAUAUCAUGUUAGGAGUUGUGACCGUGAGAAAUCUAGCAGAGCAAACCUGAUCUUCCCCCAGGCAAUGUUCCGUCUGCUGUGGGCUUCAAGCGUCGCCACCGCGCUGGGCAGCAGCCACUUCUUGGGCAAGGAGGGCCGAAAGCUCAAUGCUACGAAUGCGAGCACCAUGAGUCUAGUGGUCGCUUCCUGCUCCGCAUAUCCCAAAUGUGUGGCGCUGGGCUUGACCAGCGGAACGUGCUGCCCUUCCACAGGUCGCGAUGGAAAGAUGUUGGACUGCUGUGAGGAAGGCCCAACUGCUUGCAGCGCGUACAGUGCCUGCGUGGAAGAGGGCCACACUGAAGGCACUUGUUGCACUCCGGGUUCCAAGCUAGACUGUUGUCAGGAGCACCCGACCUCCUGCUCAGCCUAUGCCAAGUGUGCAGCGGCUGGCUUGAAGGAGGGCGCCUGCUGCCCUUCCAAGGAGGGCACCAUGUUGGAUUGCUGUUACAGUGCCAUGCUGCCCAAGCCAGCGCCGAUCCCCGCAGGGGCGCAGUGUGAGAUCUACCCAGACUGCGUAGAUUUGCAGCUGAAGUCAGGAGCUUGCUGUCCGACCUCCGAGGGUGUGGUCUUGGACUGCUGCAGCGGUGGGAGCUAUGCUGAUCAGGCUCCUGCUAAGCCUGCAGGACCAGCCGAGGAGCCGCUUCAGGAGCCUGCCAGCGGUUCCAGCGAGGCCGAAGUCGCACCCAGCGUGCCGCAGUCGCCUGUGGACACUGCGGCAGCUGAAGGCGAUGCAGCAACUGCAGGAGCCAGUGAACCUGGAGAGAUUUGA
This is a messenger RNA of Durusdinium trenchii, 1284 nucleotides long. The record is from the annotation of a GenBank genome assembly. Lineage: Eukaryota; Dinophyceae; Suessiales; Symbiodiniaceae.